AUGGAUUUAACUCCUUUUUUUCCUUUAAAUGGCAAAGUAGGUGUUGUUCCUUCUUUGACUGGGUCUUAUUUUGCUUUUCUUUCUUAUCCUUCACGAUUAAUUAUACGUUCUACAAUAUCAUUAUCUAUUAAACGUGUUAUAAAUCUCGACCCUGAAUUUUGUCAAGGAAUUUCAUUUAUACAAUGGUGUUAUAUUGAAGGAAGUGAUAGAAUUCUUGCUGCUGAUAAUAAGAAUGUAAAGGCAUGGAUUUUGGAAGAUGAUAAAUGGGAACUUAGCAUUUUUGAAGGGCAUGGUAUCAAAAAUAUACAGUGGAGUAAAAAUGGGUCUGAGAUAUUAAUAUGGACGGAUUUUUUAUUGAAACUUAUUGUAUGGUCUUUUUCAAAAAAUGGCGGAUCUAUUAUACAUUGUCCUAAAUUUGUUAGUAAAGGAUAUGAUUAUCGGCCUACAUCAACUCAUUUUGUUCUCAUUACGCGACCUAUGUCUCAUGAUUUUAUUACUCUUUUUGAUUAUAGUUUUACUCCAUGGAGACUUUUUAAAGAAUGGUGUUUACCUACCGUAGAUGCUCAAGGGUGUAGCUGGUCUCAGGAUGGGAAAUGGCUUGCUGUUUGGGAAUCGCCUAUGGAGUAUAAAAUACUUUUAUAUACAUUGAAUGGUUAUCUUUUGCAGCAAUAUUCAGCAUAUGAUGUUGGUCUUGGUAUAAAAACUGUUCAAUGGAGUCCCCCUAUAGGACAGUUUGUCGCUAUUGGCUCAUUCGAUGGGAAAGUACGAUUUCUUGAUAAUUUUACAUCUAAUUCUGUUAUCGAGAUGACGCAUGCAACUAGUAUAAGAUUUGAUGGUGCUACAGUAUGGAAGGAGGUUUUAACUUCUUCUCUUCCGAAAUAUGAAGUUAUACCUCAGCCUGUCUCUCUUCCUUUUAUACGUCCGAAUAUACAAGAUCCAAUCUCUUGUCUUGGUGUUGGAAUAUUGUUAUUUAAUAAUGAUGGUAGUUUAGUUGCAACUCGAAAUGAUAAUAUGCCUACAGUAUUAUGGAUAUGGUCUUUAGUUGAUCUUACUCUUAUUACUAUUUUGAUACAUUGUAAUUCUAUAAAGACUGUUGAAUGGUGUCCUUUUAAUCCAUUUUUAUUAAGUAUUGUUUGUUCUGGUGAAUUAAAAGUUAACAACUGUGUUUAUUUGUGGAAUUAUUACUGGUAUGAACCAAAAGCUGUUCUGCUACCAAAAUAUGACUUUAAUGUGAAAUGGUUGCGUUGGUUGCAAAAACCACAAAAUAUAGAUAAUGAAAAGCAAAUUGGUAUCGUUGUGGGUGAUAAAGAAGAAUUUGUUAUUGGUUAUAUUAUAGAGAAUAAUAUUGAAAGUAUCGUUAGUGAAAAAAAUAAUGAAUUUGUAGAGAAGUUAGAUGAUAGAACUAAUCAUGAAAUUGAUAUAAAGAAUGGUAUGAGUUAA
Molecule: messenger RNA, 1440 nt
Organism: Pneumocystis jirovecii RU7
Lineage: Eukaryota; Fungi; Ascomycota; Pneumocystomycetes; Pneumocystales; Pneumocystaceae
Exons: 3
Coding region: 1-1440 (479 amino acids)
Biological process (GO): protein localization to mitotic spindle pole body; mitotic sister chromatid segregation; microtubule anchoring at mitotic spindle pole body
Cellular component (GO): MWP complex; mitotic spindle; microtubule organizing center
Molecular function (GO): protein binding
Source: RefSeq, a predicted model, not a curated record